AUGUUUUCGAAUCCGUGCAUCGGGGAACUGUCUUACGAAGGGACCGCCGCCGCGAUCCUGAUGGCAGGUCUCUUCGUGUCCUUCUUCAUCGAGUAUGCCGCCCACCGCAUAGCCGACAAGUGUACCAACCUUGUGCUGACCGUCGCCACCAGUCAUCGGAUUAACGCUCGUCGUUACCGGAGACGCAUUUUCAUCACGCUUUCCAUCGUCAUCGUCUUCCACCAAGCCUUUGAAGGCAUCGCCCUCGGAAGCUGCAUCGCGUCCCUCGGACGCCCCGCCCCACACACAACCCACGCCCACGGCCACUCCCACUCCCACCAUUUCCACGCCACCAGCAGCAGCAGCGACACAUGGUCGGACGAAGACGCGCGAACAAACACCACGGCGUCAGAUCCCGCGAGCUCUCCCGUCCCCCUACGCAAGAAGCUCCUCCUCGCGAGCGGGUUCGCUCUCGUGACGCCGCUGGGCAUGGCGAUUGGCAUCUGCGCGCUCCACCGGUUCAACGGAAACGACCCGGCGACCAUCUGGGCCAUUGGCUCCCUGGACGCGUUCUCGGCGGGGAUCCUGGUGUGGGUCGGCAUCGUGGAGAUGUGGGCGGGGGACUGGAUGCUCGGCGGGUGCAUGGCGCACGCGUCCAGGCUGGUGGCGGGCCUGGGCUUGGCGGCGCUCGUUUCGGGCAUGGCUCUGAUGAGCUUCCUGGGGAAGUGGGCGUAA
Parascedosporium putredinis is the source of this 714-nucleotide messenger RNA. NCBI's taxonomy places the organism in Eukaryota, Fungi, Ascomycota, Sordariomycetes, Microascales, Microascaceae. The record is from the annotation of a GenBank genome assembly.